Aphis gossypii (cotton aphid) is the source of this 6870-nucleotide messenger RNA. RefSeq names its product serine-rich adhesin for platelets (gene fid). Lineage: Eukaryota; Metazoa; Arthropoda; Insecta; Hemiptera; Aphididae. The transcript has 10 exons. Gene Ontology annotation, cellular component: nucleus; cytoplasm. The record is from RefSeq and is a predicted model, not a curated record. Gene Ontology annotation, molecular function: tRNA binding; S-adenosylmethionine-dependent methyltransferase activity. Gene Ontology annotation, biological process: tRNA wobble uridine modification. The coding region runs from base 665 to 4399 and encodes 1244 amino acids.
UCGUGUACCUCUAUAAAAGUCGAAACACGCCGCGCGCGCGAUCGACAUCAUCAUUGCGCCUGGCUGUACCCCACGGAUACGGCGCAUGUGCUCUCUAUCAUUCCCCUGCAUAUUAUACGUUCGCAGCCGCGGUGCCCGUUUGUUUCCGUAAUUCCUCCGAGACGAGGCGUCCGACGUUCGCCUCGGAGCUCUCUCUCUCGUUUGUUUAUUUUUUUGUUUUUUUUUUUUACACUUUUUUCCCUCGGUUGUCAAAACUAAGUUCAAAUAAUUUUAAAAAAAAAUUAAAUUAAAUAAAAAAUAUUAUAAACAAUUCAAAAACCGUUUGAUCGCCAUACAGGAAACAGGAAUAUUUCGACUAUUGUUUUACAUGUGAUACUAUAAUAUUAAUAAUAACCACUGGAACUGAUAAAUUUACUACAUUAUAGUCAAUUUACUAAAGGCGCGCGUGUGAGUUUUUUUUUUAAACACAAAGAAGUAUAUAGAUAUAAAUCGGCCGGGGUAUAUAUACAUCAAUAAACAUAUACCAUAUAUAUGUCCAUGCGAUAACUUCGUACAGUCCUCAAACACCCACAAAUACACGAUCGCAAUGUGAUGACGACGACAGUGAAACUAAAAGCGUCAUUAUAACUUUAAACGUGGUUCGGUGGCGAGCCGGGCCGGGGCCAUGGACAGGGCCGACCGCCUAGCCCGGAGCUUGGAGUUGGAGAAGGCCUACGUGCACGACACUUACCAGGAGAUGUACCAGCCCUCGCAAAGGACCAAACCGUGGCCGAAGGUGACGCAGUUCCUGCACGACUUGGAGCCCGGAUCACUCGUGUGUGACAUCGGUUGUGGUACAGGAAAAUAUUUAUCAACCAACCCGCAUGUGUUCAAAGUAGGCGUUGAUCGUUGCUUGAGGUUAACUGAAAUAGCUAGAAGUCGAGACAGCGAAGUUUUGGUGUGUGACAAUCUAACCUUGCCAUUCAAAGACUGUAGUUUAGAUGCGGUAUUAUCAAUAGCUGUCAUUCAUCAUUUUUCAUCAACAGAAAGACGUGUGUGUGCUUUACGAGAACUAGCCAGGGUACUUAGAAUUGGUGGUCGUAUAAUAAUUACAGUAUGGGCAAUGGAACGACGCCAUAAAAAUUUUGAAUCUCAAGAUGUUCUAAUGCCCUGGCAUAAGCCCUGUAGAAAUUUCGGAAGUGAAUCGACAGAAUUUUCUACAACCACAACCACAUCUGAUGAAGAAUACAUAAGCACGAGAAAAAAAUCUAAUUCUGAUUCAACAACGAGUACUAAAAUGUGUUGCGAGAGAAAAAAUAAGCGUAAGGAACAAUCAAAUUGGAGAAAAGGAAUAACGAGUUCUCCGAGUAGUUCUAGUUUAUCAAGUCCAGGAACCGAAACUUGUUAUAGUUUUGUUCGGAAAGCGAUACAGAAGCUUGCCGGUUCAACUAAGCGAGGUAAAGUAUCAUCAAAACCUUGGUUUGUUAGUUCUUGGACAUCACUUUAUGGUACUGAAUUACCAUCAGUGCUGCGUUCGGAUCCCGAAGGAUGUGAGACUUGCAACGAAGACGUACUUAAUGUUCCUAUAGAACUUAGACGAAUGGAAGAUUCACCAGACUCAAUGCCGAUUUUCAAUCGAACACCUACGCAUAAAUCUAAAAGUUUGAGCGACAUCAAAAACACUACGGAAAAACGGAUGGUACGAUCGAGGUCAAGUAUACCGGAAUUGGAGAAAUCAAUGCCUCUAACACAUUCAAAGCCUAAAUUAGUAAAACAAAAACAAUCAUUAUGUGAUGAGGAUGCAGAAGAAGAUAGAGAUAAAGCUACUGACAUGAAAGAUUUGGUUAAUAAGUUACCUCAAUUUGAUGUUUGUAGUGGUUCAAAAAGAUAUAGGUAUAAAAGUAAUGAAAUUAAACAAAGAUCCAUGAAUGAAGAACUUAUGUCAGUAGAAAGACUCAAAGAAAAAGAAAUCGUACAAAAGAACAUUCAGAGGCAAGCAUCGUUAAAUGAAGAGCUUAUGUAUAGCACGCGUACAUUGGAAUCCAUUAAAGAUACAAUACAAUUGCUCAAAACAGGAUUCACAAAAACAUUUAAAAAUCCAUCCAGUCAGGUAUCUGACAACAUUAAAAGUGGACUUAGUAGAAUGUUAGGAUAUAAGGAAGGUUGUGAAGAAAAGGUUAGUGAUGAAAAAAAAAUAGAAAUGCCAGUUCCCGCAUUGGUAACUACAACAUGUUGUGACGGACGCAGAAGUUCCCGUGAAGAUGGUUCUUCAGAAGAUUCGUCAAAAGACAGUCUACAGAGUGAUGCUAGUGUUGAUUCUGAGGAUAGUCUGAGUAGUUUAGCAUCUGUUAUAUUUGUAAAUGCGACUGGUGGAUCUGACAAAACAUGUUCGCCACCAUUAGUCGAACAACAAGCACGAACAGCUCCAUGUACGCCCACUGCUAAAUCUCAGAGUCAAUACAGGUCAUCUUCACAUCCAAACACGCCAAAAACAGCGCCUAUUCAUCCAUCUCAUUUUAAAUUACCUGCUAGAUUCAACUCUCAGAAUGGAAAUGAACCGUAUCAGUUAAAUUUAUCGACAGAACAACAAAUCGAUGAUAAUUUGAAACCCAUCAAAUUAUCACCCGUGAAAACAGCUAUAGAAAUGAAGCUUAAAAGAGAACAAGAAAAAGAUCAAGAAUUAGAACGUAGAGAUCAUGUUUGUGAAGGUGGAGAUCAAAAUGCACGGCCUAAAGAAAGAAUUAGUGCAGAAAAGCUUAAACAAAUUCAAGAUCUUCUUUUAAAUACUAAACCAGUAACUGGACGUAAUCGUCUUCCAAAAGCAGAUCGAACUUUUUCUGGUUUACGGGGAAGACACUUCAUUAAAACAGUAGAAGAAACAUUUCAUCCAGAAAUAGACGAUAUGGAUAGUGAUGCUGAAUCCUCGUCCUCGGAUUCUGUUAGCAGUGUUAUAAGUGUAGUGGUGGAAGAUGAACACAAAAUUACAGAUAUCGAAUUUGAUGAACCUUUCAAUGUAAAAACACUUGCAAGACCUGAGGAUGAAUUCCCAACGGAAUAUAUUAAUUUAGAAGAAUGUUCUUCAGAAUCUGCCGUAAUUAAAAAAGAUUCGAACAAUAAAGAAGAUCUUAGCCCUAAAGAAGAUGAUAGCUCGAAAGAAGAGCCUAGCCCAAAAGAAGAUCCUAGCUCGAAAAAAGAUCCUAGCCCGAAAAAAUAUCCCAAUUUAAAAGUAGACUCCGUUCCGAAAGAAGAUCCCAACCCGAAAGAAGAUCCCAGCCCGAAAGAAGAUCCCGGUCCAAAAGAAGAUCUCAGUCCAAAAGCUGAUCAUAGCCUAACAGAAGGACCUAGUUCAAAUGAAGACCGUGACCUCAAAGAAGAUCAACCUAAUCCUACUAACCGAUGGAGCCUGCAAGAACAUCCUAACAAAGGGACGGCAGUUCGCAACAGUCCAAGUCUUGGUUCAAUACCAAAACAUAAAAGGGCCAGUAAGUGUUCCAAGGAUGAGCUUUCAGAUUUGCCAGAAACAUGGGACGAGGAAUGUCAAAAGCAUCUCGUUGACUUUGCUGAAAGAUUAAACAAAGAAUUGCGGGCAGCAAUAGGCAUGGAAUCAGCAGAAGACCCAAAUAAGGCACUCGACGAUGUAGCAGACAAACCUGAAAAAGUUGAGCUGAUGCAAUAUUUCCAUCAGCUAAUGCGACCUGAUGAAAUAUUGUCGGACCCGUCAUCUUCCGACGGACAGCUAGAAGACGAAUCACUGGACUACCACCGGAUCGAAAUACUGGCUGGAUCCGAGGCACCUCGCCGGCCCAGCAUUUCUGUUGAAACGCAAGACUCUGUGGAUAAGGUCCUGCGGAGCCGGGAGGGAUUCCGGUCUCGGCUCUAUCGUAAGUCAGUAGAGUCAGCCGAAGACCGACACGCAUCCCUGGAGCUGGAGUGUGACUCAAGGCGCGACACGGUUUCCAGCAGCCAGGUAUCGCUUCUUCGACCUGGUAACUCACUUGAAUCUAAUGACACUGCAGAUACGCAUACCACUACACAGAGUACGACUUCUCUGACAUCGUGGAGUGACUGUAGUAAGGAUACAAGGUUCGCCGAUCGGAGACAGGCACGAUGCGAUGGCCGAUCAUCGUCAGAAGAAACAGAUCCUAGGCGGGCCGCCGUCCUAGUCCGCCAGCACGCAGCUGUUGAGAUUCCAGAAAUGUCCAAGAGUGACGACACGUGUAGCUUAUCCACCUCACAAGAAUCUCUAUCUGAACACGGUGGCGGAUCUAUAACAUUCCACAGGUACUACCAUGUGUUUAGGGAAGGUGAACUCGACCAGCUGAUCGAGAAACAUGCCGAUAAUUUACACAUUAUUUCUUCGUAUUAUGACCAAUCAAAUUGGUGCGUUGUCGCUGAAAAGGUACAGGUGUGGACUAUUUAAAAAAUAAUGAUCUGUUGGAAAAGAAAAUAUUUCAAGACUAUGAUUUUUAAAAUAAUUUCAAAACCGUAUAGGUGGGUAUUCAAACAUCAAAGUAUCAAACCUAUUCGACUUUAGGACAUGUGAGUCAAAUAAUAAUUUUUCAAUAUUAUUGUAGAUAUUGUUAGUGGUGUAGCUAUUGAAGAGAUAACUGUCUCAAUUUCUUCAGGGCAUAAACAUUUUUUCGAGACUUACAACACUAUUUUAGUGACAAAGAGUAUAAUUUCUAUUAUUUUAACCUUUAGGGGUGAAAAAAUAUUUUGCCUCGGCGCACUUUUAUGUGUAACUGAUGUAGUGAUGGGUAUACAUUACAUUUAUAUAAGAUGUAAUGAAUAAAUGAUCUAUUCACAUAUAUAAUAUAAAUAAUAUUUCAUAUAUAUUGUUUUCGAAUUAUACGAAGAUACAUUUUUCAUUUGAUGUUGUGGUGUUUUUAGCUCAUUAUUUACAUAUAAUAUAUUAUAAUAAUUCGUUUUUGAUAUCCAACUAUAAUAUACCUAUAUAACUACGUUACAUAAGCUGCUUAGCUUUAUUUAAAUAGAUAUUAUGUCUAGUUUCCAUGUUAAAAGUUGAAUAUACAAUGUACAAAUAAAAUGUUUAUUCGAACCUAUAUUACAGAUAAAUUUAAAGUCAUUUUUCUAAGUUACUAUUGCUUAACCAUAACUAUAGUUAUAUUGGUAGUCUAUACUUGACCAUUUUCGGAGGAUAUGAAGAUAUCAUAUUCACUCCACCAAUUGAUUAUGUGUCGUUGUCAUUUGCUGUAAAAUUUCUAUUUGUUUUAAUUAAUCUUGAGUUUUUGAGUUUAUUGUCCAUUAUGGCUCACUCUUAAAAUAAUCAAUGUUCCGCCUCUGUAGUUAAUUCUGGAUGUAAAACCUAACAAAUAGACAAUGAUGUUAUAUUUUUUGUAUUUUUACUAAUACAAUUUAAUAUGACGCAUAGUUUAUAAAAUAACUUAUAAGUGUAGGUAUAAACAAACAUUAAACAAAUUUACUAUGUACCUAUUAUAAACACUUUUUUACCAUUAAUUAAUUAGAAAAAUUUGAAAUUAAAACAAGUGCCUGUUUUAAAUUUGUCUCAAUUUUAAAGUACAUUAUCAAGUCAUUGCACACAAAUAUAAAAAUAAUAAUGCUGAUAUUGUUUCAAUAUGUAAAUUAUUAUAUAGUACCUAAUAAUAUAUAAGAUCAUAUCAUAAAUCAAAGUAUGACAGAAAACAAAAUAAUACGAAUAAAACAUUUGUACUAAACGUAAAUUUAUUUAUAUUAAAUCAAAAUAUUUCCAAAUAAUUCAUAACAAUUAUAAAAUGCUUUUAAUUUAAUUCAAUAACGUUUCUAUUUUUUCAUCUAAUUGUCAAAAAAAGUUGAGUAUAUUAUUAUACACAACAAAUGUUCGACAUUUCUUUGUACGUAUCUAAUAUUUAUUAGGUAUCUUAUAUGUUAUACACUUAUUAUGAUUUAAUUUAAAAUAAAAUAUAAAGUAAACAUUACAAACACCAUAUUUUUAAAAUUUACUACGCCAGCACCACUUUCUAUGAAAUUAAUUUCUUAUAACAAUCAACAUUGUAUACACAUACAAAUAAAUUUAAUUAGGUACUUAAUUAAUAUUGUCAAAGUUUAAUUGCACUUACUAAACACUAAAAAUGAAUUUAAUUAUUUAUAAUUUAAUUCUUUGACAAAUGACUGAGAACAACGGUGUUAUUAAUUUAUUGUUAUUAUCGUUAUAUUUUUAUUGUCAAUAAAACGGCCUAAAUCAUAUUAAUAAUAUCCAUAAUCUACAUGUUAAACAUUUUAAUAAUCAUUUUAAUUUUAUAUCUGUCUUCCAGCUAUAUAAAUAUUCAUUUUAUUCUUAUAGUGACAGUCAUUAUCUUAAUAGUAACGUACAAAAAAAUAUGCAAAACAAAUUUGAUCGUUUUACAUAUUUUGUGCCUAUAACAUAGUUUGAGUGAUGUUAUUGUGAAUUGAAUACCGGGCUCUUUGAUUCAGACUUAUACUGCCAUUAAUUUAUAGUUGUUACUAGGUGUAAGAUAUAAAUAUAUACUGUGACUAAUAAUUAUUAUGAUAUUAUAUUAAUUAUAAAUAUAUAAAUGUAAGAAUAUAGCUAUAGUAGAUACAGGAUGUAUUAGACCUUCGAGGUGAUAAAAAACAACAAUUAAUUAUUUAGCUGAAUGUAUAGUUUAAACAUUUUACUUGAAUUAUUACAUGUUAAGAGUACAUGGUAUAAAUGUUUGAAUUUUUUUUUCGAACAUUAACUUAUAUUCUCAAAACGUUUCUUUAUUAAUUGUUUAUCUACUGUGAUUAUGACUUAGGAUUAUUAAUUUAAUAAUAUAUUUAUUAUUAUUAUUAUUAUAAUUAUUAUUAUUAUUAAUAUCUAUAUGUGAACGAAUUUAUACCUUUGGACUGCAUUUUAACUUUAAAUCUAUUGUAAUAUUGAAUCGUGUUUUU